Molecule: messenger RNA, 1387 nt
Organism: Prosopis cineraria
Lineage: Eukaryota; Viridiplantae; Streptophyta; Magnoliopsida; Fabales; Fabaceae
Product: PHD finger-like domain-containing protein 5A
Exons: 2
Coding region: 898-1230 (110 amino acids)
Biological process (GO): mRNA splicing, via spliceosome
Cellular component (GO): precatalytic spliceosome; U2 snRNP; catalytic step 2 spliceosome
Source: RefSeq, a predicted model, not a curated record
AUAUUUGUGGUUGUUUUCUGCUUUAUCUUCCAAGUUCUCAGCACUUGCUUCUUUUGAUUUCUUUCUUUUUCUUUUUUUCCUUUUUGCUUGCUUUCCUUGCUUUUGAGAAUGGUUCAAAUGCUCUAUUCCAGAAUGAGCGCACUAUUUUGGCAUUUGACUUGUUUGAUCUCUUUCUACAUUUGGUUUGCAGGCUUUGAACAUUUUAUUUUAAAGCUCUCAAUUGAAUGCAUUGAAUUCACCUCAACCAAGUUAAACAUGAUGUUUAAAAAUCUCGCUAAAAGAUGAAUGCAUUGAAUGUAUUGGGCUUAGGGAUUUGCAUUCGAGGGAUCAGCCGCUUCCUGGGUUCAUACUUCAUUUCAUAUAUGUUUAUUGUUUAAUCUUUUAGCUUGCGAGGCCUUUCUAUAGCAUGACUUCGCAAUCUUAUAGGUCAAAUUAUAGUUAGCCGCCGUUAAUUAAAAAGCUAUUUUCGAAACUAACAUAGUUGGAACUUGGAACUGAUUUCUUCAUGCUCUUUUUUUGUGCCACCAAUGUCUUCAUGCUCUUCUAUUGAAAGUUGAAACUAACUUCUCUUCUAGAACGCGGCGUGACAUAAGUGGUAAAAAAUGUAGCUGUACCAUAUAUUCUGUUAUUGUGCAGCAAGGUCUAGCUAGCAUGUUUAUAGACUUUGAAGGUUUCCAAGCAUCUUGGGACCAAGACAUUAACUCAAGCCUUCUCAGUAUAACAUCAAAUAUCCUAUCAGGAUUCUGAACCCUGGGAGUAUGAGGGAGUUGGUGCUGGUCCCUUAGACCUCGUGAAAAACUGCAUUGGCCAAAAAUAAUGUGAUUGAAGAAAUCUGCAACUAAGUGGAUUUUAUAGAGGUAGUGCAUGCAUUCAGCAUCUAAGAGGUGGUAAAAAAAUAUGGCCAAGCAUCAUCCUGAUUUGAUCAUGUGUCGGAAGCAGCCAGGGAUUGCCAUUGGACGGCUUUGUGAGAAAUGCGAUGGCAAGUGUGUGAUCUGUGACUCUUACGUGCGCCCUUGUACCCUUGUUCGUGUUUGUGAUGAGUGCAACUAUGGAUCAUUUCAGGGUCGGUGCGUCAUAUGUGGAGGAGUAGGAAUAUCUGAUGCCUACUACUGCAAGGAGUGUACACAGCAGGAGAAAGAUAGGGAUGGUUGCCCAAAAAUUGUUAAUUUAGGGAGUGCCAAAACUGAUCUGUUCUAUGAACGUAAAAAGUAUGGUUUCAAGAAACGAUGACGAGGCUAGCUGGUUUUGCUUUGAUCUGUGUAUUUCACUUGCAUGUCAAAACCGUUCAAAAUGUUUGAAUAUGUGUCUACUCUCAUAUAAUAUCUAUUGCCGACAAUAAAAGUGUUUGACUAGUGAUCAUAUAUGUUUGCUAGCGUGAAAGUAUCAA